GGAAGCGCUUUUCCUUCGAUGGGUCCGGUCCGGACGCCGCCGUCUGCCGUGCUGGCGGCCGUGGAGGCUGCAGCCAUGGGGUUGGGAGAAGGGUCCCUGGCCCCCAAAGUCGGUUGUCUCCUGCCCUCCGGACCUGGGGCCCGGCUCCUGCAGCUGCCUCGGGGUGUCGCUGGCUCUCGUGCCGGGCGGGCCGCUGGCUCCAAGCAAGACCUGGAAGACUGGUCUGAAGCUCUGUCGGCCGCAGUGACCGCUCUCCGCGCCGGCGGGCUGGUCGCCCUCCCCACGGACACGCUGUACGGCGUGGCCUGCUCGGCCUGCUGCUCCGCGGCCCUCGGGGCUGUGUACAGCCUCAAGGGCCGCAGCCAGACCAAGCCGCUGGCGGUGUGCCUGGGCCGCGUGGCCGACAUCUACAGGUAUUGCCAGGUGAGGGUCCCCCGAGAGCUCCUGGAGGACCUGCUGCCUGGCCCUGUGACCCUGGUGAUGGAACGUUCAGGAGAGCUUAGCAAGGACCUGAAUCCAUUCACACCUCUUGUAGGUAUUCGGAUACCCGAUCAUGCCUUCAUGAGAGAUUUGGCUCAGAUGUUCUCAGGACCCCUCGCCCUCACCAGUGCCAACAUUAGCUCACAGCCAAGUUCUUUGAAUGUUAAGGAGUUCCAGGAUCUCUGGCCUCAGUUGUCCUUAGUCAUUGAUGGAGGACCAAUUGGAGAUGUAAAAAGUCCUGAAUGUCGACUUGGCUCCACAGUUGUAGACUUGUCAGUUCCUGGAAAGUACAGAAUUAUUCGGCCAGGCUGUGCACUGACACAGACUGCAGCCAUCCUCCAGAAGAAGUACGGCUUGGUCCCUUCAGAAGAGCCCUGCUCAUGAAAAGAGAAGGGGAGAUUACAAGGACUGGAGCUAGGCACUGUGUGUCUGUCAAUUGGUGUGACCUUGUUUAAUGAGGUCAUUGGGGCCACUUCUACAGACUUAACCUCUUCAAGUCUUGGAGAUUCCAGUGGAACCUCAGACUGCUCGUCUGAACUUAUGUAGACUGAUUGUUUCCAUUGGUUUGAUGGAAAAAGAGACAUGAUUACAUUCAGUGUUUGUUGUAUAAGUUCCUGAGGAUGGCCUUGUUCUGACACUGGAAGAAGUGGUUCACUUUUGGGAAAGUGGUCUAAGCACUUGCUUCUCUUUCCUCCAGAGGUUUGAGGUCUGAAUAGAUCUCCCAUUUGGAUCCUUGGCUGAUGGCUGGUGGGACAGGGGCUUGUGACUACUAAUGUUAGUACCAAAUGAUCAAUGUCUUAUUUUUUUUUGUUUUUGUUUUGUUUUGUUUUGCUACUGGGGUUGGAACUAGAAGAAAAUCUCAAAAGGCAUUGGUUAUGCUCUGUGUUACUUCUUGGGGCAGUGUCUGUUUCCAAAUUAGAUGAUAUUUAUAAAGUGCUUAACACCAUGGCUGGCUCCUAGUAGGUGCUGUAUAAAUGCUUAUUAUCUUCCCUGUCCCUCUUCCUCUUAUCUGCAGAGUCCAAUGGUAUUGUAAAUGCCAAGGAAUCUGGUAGUGAGAUAAGACGGUGGAGUAAAACCUU
Molecule: messenger RNA, 1559 nt
Organism: Trichosurus vulpecula (common brushtail)
Lineage: Eukaryota; Metazoa; Chordata; Mammalia; Diprotodontia; Phalangeridae
Gene: YRDC
Product: yrdC N6-threonylcarbamoyltransferase domain containing
Exons: 6
Coding region: 19-864 (281 amino acids)
Biological process (GO): regulation of translational fidelity
Cellular component (GO): cytoplasm
Molecular function (GO): nucleotidyltransferase activity; tRNA binding; double-stranded RNA binding
Source: RefSeq, a predicted model, not a curated record